This is a messenger RNA of Linderina pennispora, 3493 nucleotides long. RefSeq lists its product as uncharacterized. Gene Ontology annotation, biological process: mismatch repair. The record is from RefSeq and is a predicted model, not a curated record. Gene Ontology annotation, cellular component: MutSalpha complex; nucleus. The transcript is spliced from 17 exons. The coding region runs from base 48 to 3455 and encodes 1135 amino acids. Gene Ontology annotation, molecular function: ATP-dependent DNA damage sensor activity; ATP binding; mismatched DNA binding. Lineage: Eukaryota; Fungi; Kickxellomycota; Kickxellomycetes; Kickxellales; Kickxellaceae.
CUUUCGUCUCCAAACCUUUUCUAUUUGUAUUCUCAGUAUCAUUUGCAAUGGGGAGCAAGUUCACAACACCAAGGAAAUCGCAAGCGUUGAAGACGGCCGAAUCUGCAGGCAAGAAACAAACCAGCCUAUUCAGCUUCUUUGCCUCUCCAAAGGGGGUUGCAAACCUGAACGUCGCUAUCAACGAGGAGGACGGAUCCUUCAAUGAUGAUGACCUGCCCAUGGACGACGACAUACUCAAAGACAUUGAGAUGGCCGAAGAGGAAUACGCAAAAUCACCUUUGAAGCCCAGAGCAAAGCCGGCAGCUGGCUGGAGACCGAGGAUGAUGAUGCCGAUGACGGACGACGACGAUGCUGAUGGCACCUUUGUACCUGAAGAACUGUCGGCUGCUACCAGAUCCAGUGGUCGCAAUGGACGAGUCAUCGACGAUAGCGACGACAGCGACUAUGGCACCCCGUUGUCGCUGUCAGCUCCGAAGCGCAGCACUGGCGAUGUGAUGCUGAAGACCCCGAGCAAGAGGCAGCGGCUCCAUCGUGGCACCAGCACAGCCACGACCAGCUGUGACGAGCCCUCGCUAAUGACGCUGCUCAACAGAUCACAGGCGCCCUGCCCGACUCACUCCAUUCCGCUGAUGGCAACGCUCCAGAGCCCGAAGCAGUCGACACUGGCGGUCACUGCAAACGAUGCGCGCAAGGAGCGGGUAGCAAAGUUUGCCAAGAAGAACGAAGAGCGGUAUGCGUGGCUCGAGGACGUCAAGGAUGCCCAGGGACGCACGCUGUUUAUUCCAAGCAGCGCGUGGAAGAAGUUUUCGGCGUUCGAGAAGCAGUAUUGGGAAAUCAAGAGCAAGCACUGGGACACGGUUGUGUUUUUCAAGAAGGGCAAGUUCUACGAGCUGUACGAGAACGACGCAUCAAUUGGCUCACAGGAAUUCGACUUGAAAAUGACCGACCGUGUCAACAUGCGAAUGGCCGGUGUGCCCGAGUCGUCAUUCGACCACUGGGUUGCGCAGUUCAUAGCCAAGGGGUACAAGGUUGCCAGGGUAGACCAGUUGGAGAGUAAGCUGGCCAAGGAUAUGCGCGAGAGAGGCAGCUCCAAGAAGGGCGACGGGCUGGAGAACGCGGAGGACGUCGCUGCUUCCGGCACAAACAUCGCGACUUCAUUUGGCGUCGCCUUUUUCCAUAUGUGCAGCAUCAAGAACGACGAUGCGGAUCGCAGUGGGCUUGAGACGCUGCUGGUGCAGAUCAACCCUCGUGAAGUGGUUUAUCGCGGUGUCCCGUCUCUGACUGCGGUCAGUCUAACCAAGGGGAGCACCAGCACCAGCAUCAUGUCGCUUGAGCAGCUGUCGCUGUCGGGACCCGAAGCGUGGGACGGUAUGGCGGGGCUGUCGCAACCGACAUGGCGGGCGCUCAAGAAUACGUGCGCACCAAGCACCGACUGGAUUGCACUGACUGCGCGCAAAGAGUUCUGGGAUCUGGAACAGGCAUUCUACUUUGACGAGAAGGCUAGCGACAUGAGCACCUGGCCGGUCCUGCUUCGUGAUGCUGCUGAAAACGACACGCUGGCAUUGACCGCACUUGACAAGGACCUGCCCAUGCAGAACGACACGGCCUUGGUUCUGGACGGACCAACCAUUUCCAACCUUGACUUCGGAGGAGCUGCUAUGUCUGCAGCAUCCAAGAUUGGCACGCUGUUUGCGCUUCUAAACCACGCGCUGACACCCCGCUGGACCUGCCACCCGCUGAAGAGUGCCAACGUUGUCGAGUAUCUGAUGUCUCGCGGUGAAGUGGCUGAUACUAUCUGCACAACACUGCGCUCGUUGGCUGAUUUAGAGCGUGUGCUGAGCCGUGUCCACUCUGGCCGGUGCAAGGUUGCUGACUUCAUCUCACUGCUCGAAGGCCUGGGUGCAGCAAACGAGCUAAUCGCUGCGCUGCCUGCGCGGCUCCAGUCGCUGCUGACUAUGUUCCCACCCAUUGGCGAUCUGCUCAGCCAGAUCAAUGCGGCGUUCGACCAGACGAUGGCAGCAAACGAGGGACGGCUGCUCCCGUUCCCUGGUGCAGAUUCGGAAUACGACAAGGUCCUGGUGCAGUUGACUGAGCUCGAUGCGUGGUUUGACCAGCAUUUGAAGGAGAACCGUAAAAAGUUCAACAGCAAGAGCAUCGACUACAAGCACAUGGGCAAAGAACCAUACCAGCUUGAGAUGCCAGUCUCAGUCAAGGUUCCCGACAGCUACUUCAAGCUGUCUGGCACCAAGGCGGUCAACCGCUACUGGUCGCCUGAGCUGCGCACCAAGGUCCAGGAACGUGCCGAAGCCCUUGAGACCAAGUCGAUGGUGCUCGACAGCUACCAGACCCGCCUGUACGCGAAAUUCGACCUAUCGGUGGUUUCGGAACUCGAUUGUCUUGUGGCGCUGACUGUUGCUUCGUCGUCGCUGGGCAUGCCGCUGUGCCGUCCCGAGAUUCUCGAGCCCGCCGAUAAUUGCGGCGGCUAUAUUCGAGUUCCGCCAGCUGCCGGGGCAAUUUCUGAUUUCGUUGCGAACGACAUUGUGCUGGGCCGCCAUAGCGAAUCCAGUAUGAUGUCCAGCGGCGACCAGGAUGACGGAGCGUCAAUGAUUCUCUUGACUGGGCCGAACAUGGGUGGAAAGUCAACGCUACUGAGGCAGCUGUGUCUGGGUGUCAUCCUGGCCCAGCUUGGGUGCUAUGUUCCGGCGCAGUCGGCCAGAAUCACCCCUGUCGACCGCCUGUUUACCCGUAUUGGGGCCCGCGACCAUCUGCUGGCCGGCCGCUCCACGUUUAUGGUUGAAAUGGCCGAGACGGCGACCAUUCUGCGCUACGCGACCCCGCACUCGCUGGUGGUCCUCGACGAGCUCGGCCGUGGCACCAGCACACACGACGGCGAGGCAGUCGCCUUUGGCGUGCUCCACGGUCUGUGUGCACGCCUUGGCUGCCUGGGCCUAUUCUCGACCCACUACGGACUGCUUGCCGAGUCUCUGCUCAAGGGCAUCACCUCCAAAAGCUCGGGCACGGUCGAGCCGCACCUCAGGCCCAUGUUUAUGGCGUGCGCAGUGAAUGAAGAGGAGCACCGUGUCACCUUCCUGUACCGCUUGACGCGCGGAGUGGCCUCCAAAUCGCACGGCAUGAAUGUGGCGGCAAUGGCGGGCGUGCCAGUAUCGAUUGUCAAGCAGGCAAACGAGGUUGCAGAGAAGUUUGAGCAUGGGGUCAAGCAGCGGCAGAAGGUGCGCCAGAUGGAUGUCGAUGUCGACGAGUCGGAUGAUAUGAUGCCGUUGGCGCUGCAGAGCGAUUUUGCUAAUCUGCUCCGCAUGGCUGCGCUCGAGUCAAAGCGCGGGGGGCGCAAUGCCGAGCACAACGAGCCCGUCGGCGGGGUAGCAGGCGCACAGCGCGCAAAUGAAAACCAGUACUGGCCGUGCAUUGUCAACCAUCUCAGGCGGAUUAUGCACUGAGAUUGCGCAUUAUUCAAUAAAUUUAAACUCCAGCAUCA